Messenger RNA from Penicillium subrubescens, 1983 nucleotides. RefSeq names its product telomere repeat binding factor family protein. NCBI's taxonomy places the organism in Eukaryota, Fungi, Ascomycota, Eurotiomycetes, Eurotiales, Aspergillaceae. Bases 1 to 1983 code for a protein of 660 amino acids. The transcript has 3 exons. The record is from RefSeq and is a predicted model, not a curated record.
AUGGAUCCUCCUGGGGCCCUCCGCCCUCUCGACGAACCUUUACUCCGCGAGCUUCCUCAACUGCCCUUGCGUAUCGCUCCUUUGCGAGAGCCAGUGUCUUCACGAACUCUCAGCAUCCCGUCUCCCUUAGAACCAAACGCCAGCGGCGCGAGUGAUUCAAGUACAAUCUCCAAGACUGCCCCAAGUGGCGCAAACCAUCCAUCAAACACCAAGGCGGGCCUCCCGACAGUGAAAGAGUUCCUCAACGCGGCGCGAACUAAAAAGGCCGAGUCCGCCACGACAGAUCCCCAAUCGAAUGUGGAACCACCGCCCAAACCUAUUCUUCCAGCAUUUGUAAACCUCCGCGCUCUAGAACGCUUUCCAUUCUCAUCUUCUUUCGACGACGAUGCCCUCCAUGGGCCGCGCAAGCGUCGGCGCUUAGAUUUGCAGGCCGAGUCUUUCAGCGAACACUUGCAGUUACCCAUUCCUCAGACCCAGAAAGAACAACGCCCGCCACCAUUUGGCCCUUUUGCUAUUCUAAAUGGACUGAAUGAGCCGCCUCCAAACGCUGCUCUCUUGCCGCCAAUUGAGGCUGGCUCCUCGAUCUCCCAGCUCCUAACAAAGCCUUCGCAAGGGAAUGGCGCGGCCGUGGAUACUGGCAAUCCGAUAUCCGCAAAUGGCACUAUUGGCACCCCUGUUGAAGGCCAGACUGUAGAAAGAAGAGAAGCUAGGAUUGAAGAGCUUCUUGAUGCAACCCUUGAUGACAAUAACAACGAUGACGACGACCAUGAUCAUGACAAUGCGCAACCAAUCAAUCAAUAUGAUAAUCCGGAUACUUCCCAAACAGGACGGGAAAAUGAUAUCCAAGAAAAUGGGCCUACGCCUCAUCCCCUUCCAACACCUGACGAGGAGCCCAUGUCUCCCAAAACGCGAGGCCGAUCUCGCAAAAACUUGAGAAAAUGGACCGACGAGGAGACAACAGCAUUGCUCCGCGGUGUGGUCAAGUGUGGUAUUGGCAACUGGACUGCGAUCCUCGCGCAGCCGGAACUUAAGUUCAAUAAGAGAACAGCCUCAAACUUGAAAGACAGGUUUCGAGUGUGUUGCCCCUGGGCGUAUCGUGCAUCUGAUCCAAAUGAAGCCACAAAGCAAUUGCGGGACCAGCUUGCCAAUGCCCUCCUCAAAGCCCAAGCAGACGGCUCUGCCAACAGGCCUGGCAACAUUCAGCUGCCCGAGCGAAACAUUGUCAAUGCCGGGUCCGGACCGAGUUCUAGCCACGGAAGUACUCCCGGCAGCUCACUCACUUCAUCUGCAUCUAGCAUGUCAUCUGGCACGCCAGAUACAGAGCGCGGGGGUCUCAUUACUCCACUUCAACAGUCUCCUCCAGAGAAGAGUGCAUCAAUAUCCUCUACCCAGUCCCAAUCAACCCUAGCAUCCCUGGGCCUCCCAGAAGCACACGUCGCAACGAAAUCAAAAAGACGUUCACGCCGCCCAUUCACGACUGCCGAGGACGAGGCACUCCUCAAAGGCUACGCCGUCCAUGGUUUCCAAUGGACGUUGAUCCAACAAGACCAGCGACUCAGCCUCGGUCACCGCAGAGCAACUGAUCUACGUGACCGCUUCCGCACAAAAUUUCCACACGCAUACCGCGAUGGAGGCUCAGUCAGUGGCAAAGCCAUCAAUUCACAACCCCAAGGCCAGGCCCCGGCGACCAGUACACCGGGACCGUCGUCUCAGAAUCGGGAUGCAAGUAACGAGUCAACCCCGACAAAGGCCCAGCCCACAAGCCACCGUCGACCCAAGUCCCAUAGCCGGCACCCGUCUAGCAUUUCAAAUGCCAAUGCUGGGCCGCUAGAUGCAGCGUUCUUGCCUCCGCCACAGGGGUAUUUGGACAAUAUGGUGCCUGGUGCGCUUUCGUUCCCGUCCGAUGAAAAUGCUGCCGGAGGGGCUCCGUCGCCUUGGGAGGAUAAUACGCUUGCGCCCAUGGUUUGGGAUGAUCUCGGUUGA